This is a messenger RNA of Pipistrellus kuhlii (Kuhl's pipistrelle), 5734 nucleotides long. RefSeq lists its product as uncharacterized. The record is from RefSeq and is a predicted model, not a curated record. The coding region runs from base 1940 to 5020 and encodes 1026 amino acids. The transcript has a single exon. Lineage: Eukaryota; Metazoa; Chordata; Mammalia; Chiroptera; Vespertilionidae.
ACCUUUUUUGUGGUUAAUCCUCACCCAAGGAUAUUUUUCUCAUUGAUUUUUAUUAUCCCCCUGGGUUUUCUUUAUGUCGAUAAGCCAUCAUUUCUUUAGCCAUUUGGUUUUUGGGGAGGGGGGGCCAUUUGCAUUGUUCAUUUUUUUUUCAUCAUUAUCAGUGGCAUUGCUCCAACCAUUUUUUCUAACUGACACUGCUAUGGCACACUAAGUGUGUAGACAUCUUACUUGGUGUUGUGGCUCUUAGUGUUGAUGCUCAAUAGUCUACAGUUAUGAUUGACAGUGGGUAUGCUUAGCAGUUUGAUUUAGGAACCAUCUCUUUAUGGUUUAGUCUUCCCCCCAGUUGGACACAGUGUGAGUUAAAGGAGAAUUGUCAUAAUGAUGACCUAAUAAACAUCUGACUAAUUCAGGAGCAGAUUUGCAUUUAUCCAGCCAAAAUAUCAAUCAUAUUUAUCAUACAUCCCUCUGUUCCCUAUCCCCCCAAAUUUUUGAGUAGUAGCUACAAGCCUAGCCAACCAGUGUGAGCACCAAAAAGUGAUCCUAUCUAGAGGAACUGAGACUUGGAGAGGAUUAAAUAACUUCCCUAAGAAUACUUAACUACAACAUGGCAGAACCAGGGUUUGAAACCAGACAUCCUGGCUUCAGAAUUUAAACUCUCAAGAAGAGAUACUUCCUCAUUGGCAUCUGUUAUUUCAUUUAAAAGCAGAAACAACAAGUGAAAAAUAGUAUCAAAAAACAAAACAAAGCUCUUGUCAGCCAUUUGGCAACUCCUUGCAUUGUCUCUGAGCAGAUGAAAUUAAUUUGGAAUAAACCUGGAGGAUUUUAGGUGGCGAAUAGUGUGACAUAUAUGAAUAUUAUUUUGAUCUCAUAUUAACAGUGGAUUUUAGUGAGUUAAGAAUGCAUACAAAGAAACCAUAUCAAAAAAGCUAUUAAGCAAUGAAGGUGAGAAAUUAUGGUGGCUUAGACUUGGAGUAAAUGAAUUGCAAAUUUAUUUUGGAGGUAGAUUCAAUCACACAACUCUGUGGAUUGGAUGUUGUAGAUGUUGGGGUGAGGGAAAGAUAAAUCAAGGAUAGUUGAGCAAUUGGUUUAAUUUAUUUUAGGGUGGAAAAAACUGGAGAAGUAAAGGUUUGUGGAGGGAAAAAUCCACCUGGCAGAAAUUCAAGUGAGCAGUGAAGUGGGCAGGUGGGGCUGGUUGGACCUCAAUAGAGAAGUUACAACCUGAAAUAUAAAUUUGAAAUAAGUAGAUGUUUUACUAUAUCUUAUAGAUGGAAAAGACUAUAAAAACUACUGUUUUGUAUGUCUUGUUACUUUGUUUCAUCUUUUCAUCCCUUCUACAAGGACACUUCAAAAAUAUGUUAUGUAUUUACUUCUUUAAAUAAAGUUUCAACAUGUUUCUCUAACAUGCACCAUUUUAAUUUUGUGCCUAGCAUUGUUAUUUCUGAACUUCAACAGUGUUAUUUCCCCCCCAGAAAUUAGAUAUCACUAUAAAUACCUAUAAAUUUUAAAGAUCAAAUUUUUGUUAUUUCCCAUUGGAGUCUUUAUAAGGUAACUUCUUUGUUGUCAUCAUUCCAUGAAAUAUAGUUCAGAGAAUGUUGAAACACUGUAGAAAAACAAGAGAUUAGGAAUUCCUUCUCUGGCUGGUAUAUUAAUUUUAGUUACUUUUUCAUUGAUUUUGUGAGAAUAAGAAGAAUAAUAUGAAAAAUUUUGUUGCUAUUCUGAGUCAUUGGUUUCCAUGUGUUGUUUAGGUUUUAGUGCAUGGAUCAGGGGCUGCUGUAAUUAGGAUUUUGGAUUUGAGUGGCGGGGACAUGUGACUGUUGUGCAAAGGGCUAUUUUUGGUAUCUGAGUGUCGGCUUGUCAGAAACCAUAGAGAAUUAGUGUGAGGUGCACUUGGAGCUUAGACAGUGCCGAUAGGCAUUGUAAUGUGUUUGAACUUUUUAACAUGGGCUGUUGCUUCAGCAAAGAAUUCAGUGGUGACAAUGACAAUGAAAAAACUGGCCUGUUACAAAAAUCUGUGGAGGAGAAGGACCCGGAGAACAAGAUAAGUAAAACUUUAUCUGUAUUAUUUGAUACACUGGAAGGUGAAGAGCUGCACAAUGUUGAAUAUGGAGCCAGCGGGGCAGCUGCUGGGACUGAUAUAUGGCCAAGGAUGUUUGUGAGGUCUGGGCACAAAUGGGCGCACAGAUCAAGGCCAUCGGUUAACUUUAUUUCCUCUUUAAUGUAUAAGUUCCUAGAUAGGUAUAAAAAUUUGGAUGAGACUGACAAUUCAGGUACUGCUGCUAUUGAGCAGGCCUGUGAGAGUGUCUGUGAGACUGUGAGUGUGGACAUUGACAACACACAGAGUUUUUCUGUAGGUAUUGCCUCUGAAGAGGACGAGUGUCUUUCACAUGUCCCGGGGCCUUCUGACCAGGACAAGCAGGAAGGAGCCCUUGUAAAUAACCUUCUGUACCAUCACUCUGGCACAUGUAAAAAUGCUGUAGUAGAAAAAGAAGUCACAGUAAAUGUUCACAUCAGUUGUGGUAGUGAGAAAAAUGCUUUAGAUGAGUCUGGUAGGGAGACCGAGAGUGCAAACCCCAUUUGUGUGGAUCACAAGCGAUGCUGGAAUUCAAGAGAGAGCAAGUUUUACAGUAUCUGUGUUGUAGAUCCUGGAAGCCUGGACAGUGACGACGAGCCAUGUGUGCACAUGUGUGGAACAGCUGCCACAGAAGAGAGCCCCUCAGCUGUCACUUUUGAGGGGGUUUGCAGAGGGUCCUCCACAGAUAACACUGCUGGAGGUCCAGGGGACUUAGAGGCACCACAGGAAGAACUAUACCCAUGUGGCAUGAAGGAAGUCUUUAAUGAAAAAACUGAACCUAGUCUCAAAGUUUUGACUGACAGUGACCCAUCUUGUAAAAGAAACACUGGUGACAUGCAGGCUCAGUCUUUAAGGGCAAACCCUUACACUGGGUUCCCUACAGAUUACACAGAAAGUGAUGCAUUACAUAAUGUUGGCACAAUAUCUGAAUCAAAUACUAACAUAGACACUGACUCACUAGAAUACAUGUGUGCCAUCCCUGAAGAAGGAGAGAGCCAUAGUUCAGUACUAUUAAGUCCGAUGGGUGACUCGGGUGUUGAUCUAAUUGAACAAAGUGCUGACACCGAGGCUAUAAAAGCUAAUAUAGAUCAGAGUUUAAACUCUGAAAAGGGAGGAGGAAAGAACUUUAUGAAACAUCUAAAAGACAGUGAUUAUUCCAAUUUAGAUGUUAAGAGAUUGGACAGAUCAAAUAGAUGUAUCACUUCAGUGAGCUUUAGAAAUGAGUGUCUUCUUGUUCAUGCUAAUUUCCGAGGAGCAGCCCCUAAAAGAAGUGAUGACCCCAGAUCUGAAUACCUGGGGCCAGCAAUGACAAAGGGACAAUACAGUGGUGUUUGCAGCCUGGGAACUGGGAGCAUCCAGCUUGUGAGCAAAGGAGAAUUGGCUUUGCAAGCUGAAAAUAGUUUGUCUUAUCAAGAUGAUGAUGAAAUGAGCAUUUUUGAAGAUGAAAGUCAUGAUAAAAGGGCUUUUGAAAGAUCUUUGAGUCAGGAAGGUCUGUGUGCAGAUACUGGGGCUAUCAUAGCCCAGGCCCAAAUUAGUGAUUUAACUCAUGCAAUGCAGGCAAAAAAUGUGGAGGGCUUCUAUCAAAGAACAGAUACGCAGGAUCUCAGGAGUUUGCAGGAAGUGCCCCAGAAGGAUGAAUCUCCUCUUGGACCCAGGUGUGUUCAGAGUAACUUUAUGUCCUCUGCAUUUAUUUUCAACUGCGCUGAAGAAGAAAAAAGUGAAACAGGCCAGAAUCAUAAAGCAGAAGAUGAAUUGUGUGUAAAGAGUUCAGUGAGUGGCCCUCACAGACUAGAAAAUGCCAAAAAACAGUCACUAAGGGCUAAUCACAGAGAGACAAGUAAAAAUGACAUAGAAAAUUUCAAGUUAGGUUCUAAAACAAUCUUUCAUUGGGAAACAAAUAUAGAAAAAUGCAAGACAGUGCCCGCUCAGGAUGUAUUGGCUUGUGCUAAUUCUAGUAUAACAAUAGCACCUGACUUUGAAAUAAAUCAAAUAGAAAAAUGUGAAGAAACCUGCAGAGUGAAUGACAGCAAACACAAAGAUCUUCAUCUUGUACCACCUGUGAGUUCAGGUGAGCAGAUGGCAGAAGCACAGGAGACCUGCUCUUUUAACUGUGGUGGAGAUCCAAGACAGAAGCAGGUUUCCUGCACAUCCACUGACGUCUCUGAUACUUUAGACACUGCAGUGGCAGGACACAAAACAGAAGUGAUAGGGGAAGGACUUUCCUGGGAGAAAGACAGUGACUCCAACGACAGCUAUUGCAGAGGUCCAUGUGGGAUAAGCAGACUUGCACAUCACUUCACACAAAGAAAUGCCAGAGCCACAGUUAAAGAGCUUGCAUUAAAUGAUGAAGUGGAUUUUGUGGGAAGUUCAAGGGUGAAUUUUGGAGAAAUAGAGUUAUGUGGCACUCUUGAUGAGAAUUCCUAUUUGGCUGGUGAGGAUCCUGCCCGAGUGGACAAACACACAGCUGUUCCUCACAAUGUGCUGCAGGCAGUUCCUGUCAUCUCAGGUGGCAGCAAAGAAAUGGUAGUACCAAGUAGUGAGGACUAUGUUUUAUUACUCUCAGAAGACACUAUAAAUACAUCUGAAAACCCCUCAAAAGAGGAUUUGCAGAGCUUCCCAGAGGAACUGUAUUUGAAUGAACUUUCCUAUUAUCCAAUGGGAGGGUUUGCAGGUCAGAUGUUUUCUGAAAGCCUGGCAGGUGGUGGUUGUCGAUAUCCCGUGGGCUGUCUGUGGACUAACACAGUUGUGAAAGGUGAACUAGAGGAUAAACAAAUACUUAUGGGGGACCUGCACAACCAGCCACAGGACUUGAAGAUUACUCCCUUUUGGAUGGAAAAGCUCCAUUAUCAGCUACCAAUCGCAGAAGAUGGUGUUGUUUGGGGAUGGCAGAGUAGUAGUGCACAGUUAGUAAGUGUUUUUAUCAGUUUUUAUUGUGCUGUGAUAUAUUAAUCUUUCAUUUUGAUUGCUCUUAAGUUGAAAUUAACAAAUGUUUAUUCUAAACAAUGGACAGUUGUUUGAAUCUUUAUGUAAAUGUAAAGAUAUGAGUUACGUAGCAUUGAUUUAACCAUUUCCAAAUUGGUGACUAUGAAUUCACUUUAUUGUUUGGUGUAUUUUAGCCAGAGGGUUUGUCAACUCUUAUUAGCACUAAACCUGUACUGCUCCAGGUGGUCAGAUUCAGCUUUGUGUAAAUCAUCUUAUGUUUGUGGACUUCUUAUGCAUGUGCUUGUGCAGGCUGUCAUGCCAGUCCUGACUUUCUUAUCACCAGCUUGCUGAAGCAGAACAAGCAUUUGACCCAUUGGAUAUUUAGAGUCUUUUCUAAAAGGUUACUUACACUUGCAGUGUGUACAUGAAUUAAAUCUGUGCUUUCCGCUUCAUUGUAUGGUAACCGUCACAGGCAGGUAAAAUUUGCUGCGUUUAAUUCUCAGAAAUUUUGCUGUCUCCUUUCUGUCAGAAACAUCUGCAGAGCUUUUCAGACCACAGUGCUCAAGUCCUCAUUUGGAAGAACCUUCGCAGCUGAUUCUGCAAUGGGCAGCUAAUUUGGGCAUCUUUCUAGAAAUUCUGUAAUAAAUGCAAAUAUUCCAUAAAAAGGGAAGUUAGUCUUCUCUUAAAGCAGUCCUUUUGGACAUGUAUGAUUGAAAGGGCAUACUUUUAAUAGUGAAAAUU